UACAUUUAGAAGCAAAACAAUAUGCCAAGCAUAUAUACUUGGCCCUGUUGUCACUACUUAAAUGAUAAAAGAAUUUGGCUCUAUGGGCAGCUUAAACUUUUUGCAUCUGGGCUAUUAUUCAUUGAAGACACAAAGAAUGUUAUUUCAGAAGAACCAAAAAAGUUACAUGUUUCAUUUCUACACAUUGUUGAAAUCAAGAAAUCUCGAAGUACAUUACUAUAUGGAUGCAUUGUGGUAAAGAUAAACGAGGAAAACCUUUGGUUUUCAUCAUUCCAGCAAAGAGAGAAUGUUUUUAAUAUCCUGGAACAUUUUUGGAAGGAGCAACUUUUCAGUGAAGAAACCACCGAUAAAAAAUUUAGUUGUUACGAUUUGCAGCUACUAAAUAACUGUACAUAUUUGAUUUUGAACAAUAAAAUUGAGCCUUUAUUUGCACCAUAUUCUCAAAAUAGUAUAAUGACACAACAGUUUAUUUUAGUUAUAAAACCAGCUAAUCACGUUUAUUCCUUUAUUAAUCCACAAAACCUGCUUUCAAUAAAAUUCAAAAUAAAAACAAAACAAUGGGAUAGUACAACAAUUGGAAUAUUAAAUAUUGUGGCACGUCUGCAGCCUAUCUUUAUAUCAGAGAAUGUUGUUCAAAUUAAUAUUUUUUCUCAGUUGGAAAUCUUCAUUUGUGUUGAUACGUUUGCACAUAACAUACUUGUGCAGAUAGGAGCAAUAAGAAUUUGUUCUACGGCUUUGGUCGAUAGAACUACAAAAUGCGCUUCUUUUUUGUCGCAGUAUUUAUUUCAGAGAUUAGUAAUGCAUGGAAGGCAUAAAACUUAUGUAAGUAUUUUGUUUUUUAGGAAUCAGGAAUUGCUGCAAAUUGUGUAUGACACGCAGAAUACUCUUAUGGGCGCUGCACAGACGUUGCAUGCGCAAGGCCAACAAAUAUCUCGCACAUCUCAUAACAUGAAUAUGAUCCACAACGAUAUCACUGUCGCUGAAAGACUAACAUCAGACAUUGACUCGUGGUUUGGCGCGUGGAGAUUAAAAUUGCCCAUGAAGAAGACAAAUGCGUUACCUGCAAGAAUUGAAAGUCCUAUUUCAACGGACAGUAUUGAAUAUCCUGUUUUAAUCAGUGAAAAGUCAAAUGAAAAUCACACGAAGGGUCAUCUUGUGCUAAGAAAGGAAAAUCUGGAAAUUUUAGGAUCUAAUUCAGAAAUUCUUUUUAAUUUUAUAAUUAAGCAGAUAUCAGAGAUCAACGUUCAUUCACCUUGGGAUGUGAGCUUCGUUAGACAUUGCAUUGGUAGCUAUGACACUGUUGUACAUAUCACCUCCAAAAAAACGCCGAUGAUUUUGAAAACUUUAGAAAAGGUUUAUAAAUGUGAAUUCUAUUAUGAUGAUCCUCCAAUUGAGCAGGAUACUGAUUUGGAUGAAAUGUUAAUUAACAAAAGCUCUAUUGCUUCGAAAGAAAUAGACACAAAUAAAGCCGUACUGCUUCAAACUGGUCAACAGCAAAACCUCUCAUCAACACGUGACAAACAGAAGCCAGUCAGUGAUGAAGACGCUAGAGAAUUAUCUGCAGUCUUGAAUAAUAUCAAAACUCUUGCUGAGAACAUUAGUAUCGAGCAGGAUGCUCAAAUCAAGCAGAUUGAUGAGUUGACAGUUUCUGUUGACAAAGCAAACACAAGGAUUAAAGCAACGGACUGGAAAGUGAAAAAAUUAACGUGAAUGUUUUCUUGCAACUCGAAAGACACUGCUGCUACUCGAAAACUCUCUACUAACUCGAAAGUUCAAUACCACCCAAAGGUGAGCACAGACAUUUCCUACAGAACAAGAGUAUGUUGUUUUGACUGGUGAGAGCAGAAACGUACAUUAAGGAAAAUAAAUUUCGCGGAAAAAUAUUUUUUGCGAAUUUUUAAAGAAUGAUUUACACUAUUUAUUUAUUUAAAUUUACCUUUAACUUCAGCACUCUUGAUUUCAUAUUUUCUACAUAAAAGCCCUUAGAAAUCGGCUUGAAUUGAGAAACAAAUCCUGUCAUUAAAUCCUUUUUUCGCGAAAUUCGUGGAAUUUAAUUCUCGCGAAAUAUUAGGCUUUGUCAACUUCGCAAAAAUUAGUUCUCGCGAAAAUUAAAUUUUAUUUUCAAAACAAUCUCUCGCGAAAAUAAGCUCUCGCGAAAAUUGAUUAGCUUGAGGUAGUUAAAUUUUAUUAAAUUUUUGCCACAUCACACUGAUCUUAUUAUUUUUUUCUACAAAUCACAAUGGUAGUUUUUAUAGCUUCUGAUGAAGUAACUUAAGCGUAAACCGUGCAAGUUGAGGACUACAUACAAUGUUUUAACAGUCUUUCUAAUUCACGACACUCGACAAUUGCUGACGCGAAAGCCAACGUGUUGGCAAAGCAGGCAGGCAAAUAACAUAUCAUGUCAGCAAUUUUUUGCCGAUGCCAAGUUUUCUUGUUUGAUAUGUUUUAUAUCUGGUUGACAGCUACUAUAAAAUACCAAAAUUAUGCGCAACCCUUGUUACGUGCACUCAAGCCUUACCAAAAUAUUCAUUCAUGUUCAUAAAACACAGUCAGUGAAAGGUACGUUCAGGAUAAAAAUCUUUUUUAGGUGAGCAGGUUUUGUUUACAAGUGCUAUGCUUUUUGAUAUUUUCCUGACUGUUGGUUCAACAGCGGAUAAAAACUAAGGUCUCGUACAAAAGGAAAACACGUCAUUAAAAAUUGUCUCCCUUAAGCGGAUUUUUACAUGGACCUUUUUCACUAUUUAGUUUCUUUUAAAGACGUACCAAUUAAAGCAGGCUUUUGAACAAACCAAAUGCUUCAGAAUCAUGAGUUGUGUUUUAUAACAUUGACUACGCCAUGCAAAACCACAAGAAAGUUUUGUAUCAAAACAUUGUAUGAAUAGUCUCAGUUUUAGUGGUUAAAUUUCCUUCUUUUUUAUUUAGAUUUUUCUUCUUUUUCUUUUGUGGUUUAGGCAGUCGGUGCCCCGUGGAAAAAUCCACGGAUUCGUCAACCCUUUUUAUUACGGCAUUGCGUGCGUCUCCCUACCUCCGCUACCAUUUUGGUAGAAUAAAUUUAGGUAGAAUGUAUAACAAACAUAUUUCGUAUUUUAAACAAUCUUACCGUAUUUCCGAUAGCAAUUCCUCCUUCUUGCACUUGUAAAAUUCUAAUAAUUUUUUUUGUCUUUUUAUACCGUUUAUACAUCGUCAUGUUGACGUAUUCAUUUAUUUAUACUUGUAUACUUAUUUACGUUAGGAUUAAAGAAUUUUCCGUUUAAAUUUUCUCAAGUUAAGGAAGCUUUCAUAUUGCACUAGUUAAUCUCCACUUUUCAUGUAAGACACUCAAAACACUUGUUUCGCAGCCUUUAAGUUACUAUAUAUGUAUAUAUUUAUGGAAAAAUUGUACAAAGUUUAUAAAAAAUGAAAUUUUUUGAAGAUGUUUGAAAACUUAGAUGUUAAAAAA
Molecule: messenger RNA, 3439 nt
Organism: Hydractinia symbiolongicarpus
Lineage: Eukaryota; Metazoa; Cnidaria; Hydrozoa; Anthoathecata; Hydractiniidae
Exons: 7
Coding region: 22-1710 (562 amino acids)
Biological process (GO): exocytosis; synaptic vesicle fusion to presynaptic active zone membrane; synaptic vesicle priming
Cellular component (GO): SNARE complex; plasma membrane
Molecular function (GO): syntaxin binding; SNAP receptor activity
Source: RefSeq, a predicted model, not a curated record